GUAGAUUAUAUCAAGCAACAAAUCGUGUACGCCAUGGAAAGAAUAAAAAUUCAUAUACUUCAGAUGAAGAAUUUGGUGGUUUAGAUAACAAAAAGGUUUUAGAAAAAUUGGAAGGUGAUAAAACCACUUCUAGAGAAGUACCAAAUUCAGUUUCGGAAAGACUUGCUCCAAAUUAUUUAGGUGAUGUGUCAAAAUUGGAUAAUGCUGAAGGAUCGUCCAAUAAUUCAAAUAGUAAUCUAGGUAAUGAUUUCAAUAGAAAUCAAAAUACAG
Molecule: messenger RNA, 270 nt
Organism: Funneliformis caledonium
Lineage: Eukaryota; Fungi; Glomeromycota; Glomeromycetes; Glomerales; Glomeraceae
Source: the annotation of a GenBank genome assembly